Molecule: messenger RNA, 627 nt
Organism: Arachis duranensis
Lineage: Eukaryota; Viridiplantae; Streptophyta; Magnoliopsida; Fabales; Fabaceae
Product: peroxidase 50-like
Exons: 1
Coding region: 1-450 (149 amino acids)
Biological process (GO): response to oxidative stress
Molecular function (GO): heme binding; peroxidase activity
Source: RefSeq, a predicted model, not a curated record
AUGAAGAGUGUUGACGCGUUGCUAUGUUGGUUGAUUCACUUGGCAGGGGCUCACACCGUGGGGUUCUCUCAUUGCAACAAGUUCAAUAACAGAAUCUACAAUUUCAAGAGCCACACUAAAGUGGACCCCACACUCAACGACCUUUACGCCUCGCAGCUAAAAUCUAUGUGCCCGAGAAAUGUGGAUCCAAGGAUUGCAAUCGACAUGGAUCCAACAACACCACGGGCUUUCGAUAACGCUUAUUUCAAGAAUCUUCAGAAGGGUAUGGGCCUGUUCACCUCAGACCAAGUUCUGUUCAUGGACCCAAGGUCCAAGCCCGCUGUGGAGGCCUUUGCUAGUAACAGCAAAACCUUCCACGCCAACUUCGUCGCUGCCAUUACUAAGUUGGGCCGAGUUGGAAUCAAGAAUGCGCAAAAUGGGAACAUUCGUUCAGAUUGCUCCAUCAUAUGAUUUUCAAGGAACAAAAGCACAAGAUAGAAUCUUUAAGGGGGUUGGUUAAUCCGAGUAUAUGCUAUGGGGGAGAUUAUUAAUAAUGAACAGAAUAAGUUCAUUAAGUUGCUUGUAAAUUUAUUUUAUGUUGUGCUUAAUCGUAACUGUUUAAAUUUGUUAAUGUCUUUAUUGGCAUCA